AGUGUUCUGGGAAUUAUACUCGGAGGUGGAGCUGGGACUCGCCUUUACCCUCUUACAAAGAAGAGAGCAAAACCAGCUGUUCCUUUAGGAGCAAAUUAUCGCCUGAUUGACAUUCCGGUCAGCAACUGCCUUAACAGCAACAUAUCAAAGAUCUAUGUUCUUACACAAUUCAAUUCUGCAUCUCUAAAUCGUCACCUUUCACGCGCAUAUGCAAAUAACAUGGAUGGCUACAAGAAUGAAGGUUUUGUUGAAGUUCUUGCUGCUCAGCAAAGCCCAGAGAACCCCAAUUGGUUCCAGGGUACAGCUGAUGCUGUGAGACAGUAUUUGUGGCUGUUUGAGGAACACAAUGUUCUAGAGUUCUUGAUUCUUGCUGGGGACCAUCUGUAUCGUAUGGAUUAUGAGAGAUUUAUUCAAGCCCAUAGAGAGACUGAUGCUGAUAUCACUGUAGCUGCACUGCCAAUGGAUGAAAAACGUGCCACUGCAUUUGGUCUGAUGAAAAUUGAUGAAGAAGGACGUAUUAUUGAAUUUGCAGAGAAACCAAAAGGAGAGCAAUUGAAAGCUAUGAAGGUUGACACUACCAUUUUAGGUCUUGAUGAUGAGAGAGCCAAAGAGAUGCCUUUCAUCGCGAGUAUGGGUAUAUAUGUUGUGAGUAAAGAUGUCAUGAUAAAUCUGCUUGCGGAAAAAUUUCCUGGAGCCAAUGAUUUUGGAAGUGAAAUUAUUCCUGGUGCAACUUCCAUUGGAAUGAGAGUGCAAGCUUACUUGUAUGAUGGCUACUGGGAAGACAUUGGUACCAUUGAAGCUUUUUAUAAUGCCAAUUUGGGGAUCACCAAAAAGCCAGUGCCAGAUUUCAGCUUCUAUGAUCGUUCAGCACCAAUCUACACCCAACCUCGAUAUUUGCCUCCUUCCAAGAUGCUUGAUGCUGAUGUCACAGAUAGUGUUAUCGGUGAAGGUUGUGUAAUUAAG
Camellia sinensis is the source of this 963-nucleotide messenger RNA. Lineage: Eukaryota; Viridiplantae; Streptophyta; Magnoliopsida; Ericales; Theaceae. The record is from RefSeq and is a predicted model, not a curated record.